Anisakis simplex (herring worm) is the source of this 411-nucleotide messenger RNA. NCBI's taxonomy places the organism in Eukaryota, Metazoa, Nematoda, Chromadorea, Rhabditida, Anisakidae. The record is from the annotation of a GenBank genome assembly.
AUGCCGAAGAAAUUGUUGAGGGCAUAUGUAGUGGAUUGGGAGAAGUGGAUAGAACUGAGCAUGACGCCUGAAAUUGCCGACUUUUUUAAAGGAUUCUUGAUCGCUGCUGAACUGUGGUCAUAUGGCCUGGAUUGCUCGGGCAGGUUUGAACCGGAGGGUACGGUAGGAGAUAGGCUCGUAUCUCGACAGCCUGAAUUACAUAUUCGAUGGUAUUUGUUAUUAUUAUUUAUAUUAUUGUUAUUAUUAUUAUUAUUAUUACUAUCAUUAUUAUCAUACUGUUAUCAACAACUCGCAAGUAAUUUCACGGUUGUUUCAGACAUACUUGAUUUGUUUAUUAUUUCUUUAUCGGAUCUGUCUGAUCAGAGAGAUCUCUUGAAACGAACAAUUAAAUGUUAUGUAACGUUUUUAUGA